CCUGUGCCAACCCAGCGCAGGCCAGGCCCCAGCAUGUUGUUGUUUUUCCAGCUUACAAAACUCUCCCGUUACACAAGGCUGCAUUCCUGGGAUUGCGCCAGGGGAUCCUGGGGGAGGAGGAGGAGGGCAGUUUCAUAACCGACCCCCUCCCCGGGGCGGGACCACAAAAUGCCUUAAAUUCGGGGUGGAUGUGAUGGGAGCAUCUUCGAGAGGAGAGAGAGGAGCCCGCCUGAAUCUUCGUCGCCUGGAGGGAAGGUGGGUCGGGGUUUGGGGGCAGGGAAGGCCGGGGGGUGCUCUGCUCAGGGAGGAAGGGGUUCUGGGUCUGCGGCUCCGUCGCUGGGUCUCCUAACCCAUUGGGGGGUCUCUCCCUCUCUAGCCCCCAUCCCAGCAAUGCUGCACACCAAAGCUGCCCCUCUGCUGCUGCUGCCCCUCCUGGCGGCGUUUGGCGCCUGUGAAGAGAGGUAAGCUAGAUGGGGGGGGGAUUGGCGUAUUGCCCCCCAGAAUCCUUGAAAGGGACUCCCCUGGGUCAUCUAGUCCAGCCCCCUGCAAGGCAGGAAGCGCAGCUAAUCAUAGCCCCCCUCCCCGCUUCGUGAGACCAGCUUUCUGAAGCAUGGGGAGGCAAACUAAGGCCCAGGGGCCGGAUCCGGCCCAAUCGCCUUCUCAAUCCAGCCCGCGAAUCAGCUUGUUUUGACAUGAGUAGAAGGUCCUUUUAUUUAAAAUGCAUCUCUGGGUUAUUUGUGGGGCAGAGGAAUUCGUUCAUUUUUUCCCUUCUAAAUAUAGUCCGGCCCCCCGACAAGGUGUGAGGGACAGUGAACUGGUCCCCGCUGAAAAAGUUUGCUGGCCCCUGAUCUAAAGAGUCAUUUGCCCCCCUCUGGCCAGGUCGUCUCCCUGGGGAACUUAUGCCGGGGACCUGGAUUCCAGUCCCGACUCCUCGGGUCAGAGAAUGGCAGGGUUGGGAGGGGUCCCAGGGGUCAUCUAGCCCACCCCCGUUCAGGGCAGGGAUCUCAGCUCCAGCAUCCCUGGCAGAUGGCCAGCCAGCCUCUGCUCCCAAGAAGGAGAGCCCUCCCCUGUUCUGGAGAAAGCAAGUCUUGUCACCUGGCGGAAAGGUGGGAUACAAAUGAGGGGGGGCGUCCUCCCUCCCCCCAUUCAUCACCCCCCCCCCUUUUCCAGGGAAGUGUCUCCCUGCAAGAAGGGCCGCGAGUGCUUCUCCUACACGCUCGUCUGCAACGGCUCCGGCUACGAGGUGAGCGGCCCCCACCGCCCCCGCCCCCUUGCUCAGUCGGGGGGACGGACCCCCGGCCGCAUCUUGACCCCCAUCUCCCCCUGCCCCCUGGCCAGGCUCGGCUCUACCCGCCCUCCGUCUGGGUGGGCACCCGCGUCAGCGACGGCUCGGCUUACCUCCCGGCCCUGAUCCACGGCUUCUGGCGGCUCUUCCGCUACAUCCAAGGGAAGAACGCGGCGGGUAAGGGAGCCUCGGGGCGUGUGCAGAGGGCUGGGCUGCGGGACUGCCUGCUGUGCUCCCCGAUAGACUGCCUCUGGGACGGGAGGCUCCAGGAGGCAACAACUGGGGAAGACUCUUGGGGCGCCUGGAAGUUCAACCUCUUCCCUGCGCCGGAGGCUGAGCUCUGUCCGUGGGGCUUGGGGGUCGCGGAGGAGCCAAAGGGAUGGCCGCGGGGGGGGGUACCUUGGCUCUCCCCUCCCCCAAUAUAGUGCCUCCAUCCAGGCUCCUGGAUCCCAAGGAGAGGCUGGGAUGGACAAGAGGUGAAGAAAUGGCUCCUUCAAGACACCUCCCACCCCCCCAAAUCCAUCCAGCUCAUAAAGCAGGAGCCGCUGGAGUGGGGGGGGGAUGGGGGGCUUCCGAGCAAGGAGAGCCCCCCCCGGGCUGCUUGCCCCCCCCCCCCAGGCCAAGUAGACUUUCCUGCUUUUGCAGCCUCUUUUCCCCGAUGACAGAUGAGGGAGUGUCCCAUGCAAUGAAUGAAACGCCUGCGCAAUGGGGGGGGGGGUUCAAGGGGGCAGAUGUGGAAGCCCCCCCCCAAGCAGCCCAGGCAGGAAAGGGGACGCCGCCUCCCGCCCUGGUGGGGGACCCGGGAUUGUGGUGGAGGGAGGGGGUGCGCGCUUGUUCAGGGCAACCCGCCCUCUGUGACUCUCCCCCCUUCCCCCCUCCAAAAAGGGGUCCACAUCCCCAUGACCGGCCCGGUGCUGACCCGAGUCCGGGACGACCCGGAGAGCCGCCAGUUUGAAAUCUACUUCAUGCUGCCGGAGGCCUUUCGGGGGGACCCGCCCGCCCCCACCGAGGAGACGGUAAGAGGGGGGCCCAGGGGUCGCCCCGCUCCCCUUGUUCUGCCCAGGGGAGACCCCCCCCCCGCCGUGGCGGCUGCUCGCCAGACUGAGCUGCGCUUUUCCUCCUCCCUCCUCGGCGCCAGGUCUUCAUUGAGCGCUUCCCGGAGCUGCGCGUCUUUGCGCGCGUCUUUGGCGGCUGGAUUACGGACACCAACCGCUUGGCACAACUGCGCUACCUGGACGGGCAGCUGAGCGCCCACGGGCACCUCCUGCAGGCCGGCCAGCACUACACCGCUGGCUACAACAGGUGAGAGGGGAGGGAGGGGCUGCGGGGGCUGGCCUGCGGAACUCGCAGCCUCAAGAUAGCGGGCGCCUGCCGGGAGGAGAGAGGGGUCUCAGUCCAGCAUCAGGUCCAGUAAUAACAACAACAACGACAACAACAAGUUAUUAUUUAUACCCCGCCCAUCUGGCUGAGCUUCCCCAGCCACUCUGGGCGGCUCCCAACCCAGUGUUAAACACAAUACAGAAUUAAAUAUUAAAAACUUCCCUAAACAGGGCUGCCUUCAGAUGUCCUUUAAAGAGAAGAUACUUGCCUAUUUGCUUCACAUCUGCUGGGAGGGCGUUCCACAGGGCGGGCGCCACUACCGAGAAGGCCCUCUGUCUGGUUCCCUGUAACCUCACUUCUUGCAAUGAGGGAACCACCAGAAGGCCCUAGGAGCUGGACCUCAGUGUCCGGGCUGAAUGACAGGGGUGGAGACACUCCUUCAGGUCUACUGGGCCGAGGCCGUUUAGGGCUUUCAAGGUCAGCACCAACAUUUUGAAUUGUGCUCGGAAACGUAUUGGGAGCCAAUGUAGGUCUUUCAAGACCGGUGUUAUGUGGUCUCGGCGGCCGCCCCCAGUCACCAGUCUAGCUGCCGCAUUCUGGAUUAAUUCCAGUUUCCGGGUCACCUUCAAAGGCAGCCCCACGUAGAGUGCAUUGCAGUAGUCCAAGCGGGAGAUAACUAGAGCAUGCACCACUCUGGAGAGACAGUCUGCGGGCAGGUAGGGUCUCAUCCUGCGUACCAGAUGGAGCUGCCCUGGACACAGAAUGGACCUGCGCCUCCAUGGACAGCUGUGAGUCCAAAAUGACUCCCAGGCUGCGCACCUGGUCCUUCAGGGGCACAGUUACCCCAUUCAGGACCAGGGAGUCCCCCACACCCACCCGCCCCCUGUCCCCCCAAAACAGUACUUCUGUCUUGUCAGGAUUCAACCUCAAUCUGUUAGCCGCCAUCCAUCCUCCAACCGCCUCCAGGCACUCACACAGGACCUUCACCACAGGGGGGCUGCCUCUGAAUGGCCGCUGGCUGCGGGUAGGGGAGAGCAAACAGGACCGAAGGGCUAGGAUGACCUAGUGGUUAGAGCGGUCUCCCAGGAGACCAGGGGUCAAACCCUCCGGGGGCCAUUGGGCUCGGUGGGUGGUACUGCUGACGCCCAGCACUGCCUCCCUGAGGAGGACCCCCUGACUUCCUACUGGGAUGAGGGGGGGCUGGGUCUCCUCAUUGCACGAGGGAAGGGGUCUGGACCCCCGUCUUCCUGGAGCUCACCUACCCCUCUUUCUGCCUCCCUCCCCCACAGCCCCAUGGAGAUUUUCAACAGGCGCAACGAAGUCUGGCGAGUGGCGGAGGGAGAGCUCAGCUGCAGCCCCACGCUCCAGGAAUAAUUAUUUGCGACCCCCAUCGAGGACGCCCGCUCAACCUCGUCUUCUUCCUGCUCCCCAAAGAAUGGGGGAGCAGGAAGGGGCCACCCAGAGGCCAUGUAGUCCACCCUCUCCUUGCCAGCAGAGCCUGAGGUAUCUCUUCAUGCUCCACGUGAACUGGCUGCCACCCCCACCCCCGUCCCGACCGUUGAGGAGAUGUUCACCCCCCCCCGAAGAUGCUGGCGGAGGCUGAGAGAGGGGGGUCCUUUUGCACCUCUCUGCAAAAAUAAGACAUAUCACGCAGGAAUCACCCAUGAAGGAAAUACAUUGCAUUAGCAAAGG
Molecule: messenger RNA, 4297 nt
Organism: Podarcis lilfordi (Lilford's wall lizard)
Lineage: Eukaryota; Metazoa; Chordata; Lepidosauria; Squamata; Lacertidae
Source: the annotation of a GenBank genome assembly